Messenger RNA from Ostrinia furnacalis (Asian corn borer), 742 nucleotides. RefSeq names its product apolipophorins-like. Bases 107 to 742 code for a protein of 211 amino acids. Gene Ontology annotation, molecular function: lipid carrier activity. NCBI's taxonomy places the organism in Eukaryota, Metazoa, Arthropoda, Insecta, Lepidoptera, Crambidae. The record is from RefSeq and is a predicted model, not a curated record. Gene Ontology annotation, biological process: lipid transport. The transcript has 5 exons.
GAGAGCCGGGCGCAUUUACCUUCUAGGCGGGGUAGAGAGCACACCAAGUAUUGCUAGAAUAAGUACACAGACUGAUAUUUAAUAUUUUAGUGCUUACCCCAUCAAGAUGGGGCGGAGUAUAGUAGCGUUUAGUGUUAUCCUUUUAGUUUCCGUUCUAUGGAAACCGGCAUACACUGAUGAUAAAUGUUCACUAGGAUGUAAAGGAUCUUCAACGACAACUUUCCAAAAUGGCCACAAGUACACUUAUGGUGUUGAAAGCACCGUCUCCAUCUUCCUGAGCGGCGCUGACAGCAAAGAGACCACCGUGAAGCUCCUCGGCCAGGUCGUGGUCAACGCCAUCGGCAACUGCGUCAACGAGCUGGUCGUGCAGAACUUGGCUAUCUCUGGCCCUGAUGGCAAGAAAUACCCGAGUCCCCCGGGCAUCGAGCAGCCGGUGCAGUUCGCUCUGUAUGAGGGCAGGACCGACCCUGAGAUCUGCGCCGUGGAGGGCGACACGCGCCGCUCCCUUAACAUCAAGAGGGCCAUCAUCUCGCUUAUGCAGACGCAGCCUAAUUAUGGAGUGCAGACUGACGUGUUCGGCGUGUGCCCCACCGACGCCUCCUCCUCGAAGGAGGGCAAGUCGGAGCUGGUGCACCGCAGCCGCGACCUCAACCGCUGCUCCCACCGCGAACAGGGCAAGAACGACAUGGUGACCGCCGUAUACAACCCCACUGCUGUAAGUUACUUUUAUUUUGGUCAUUAA